This is a messenger RNA of Malania oleifera, 3429 nucleotides long. RefSeq names its product protein DMP2-like. The record is from RefSeq and is a predicted model, not a curated record. The transcript has a single exon. Gene Ontology annotation, biological process: endomembrane system organization. The coding region runs from base 193 to 909 and encodes 238 amino acids. NCBI's taxonomy places the organism in Eukaryota, Viridiplantae, Streptophyta, Magnoliopsida, Santalales, Ximeniaceae.
GUAGGAAUUGAAUUAAUCAGUAUGGUGCAUUUUCCACUUUGAGAUCGAUGAUCUUGAGUUCACGCAUUCCCAUACAUCAAAACCUUGAAUUAGAAACUAAUUAAUGACUCAAGAGGAGUAAAGGCUAAUGAACCCACAACCUCAGCUAGCUCUCCUACGUACGUACCAUAUUACGUAGAAGCAACCCUUUGCAUGCAGCUCCUCUCUCUCUCUCUCUCUAUAAAUACCCACAAAAGAUUUCACCCAUACAUCGGAAAAGAGACAUACAUGUUAUCAAAGAAAUUAAUUGAUCGAUUUUCUGAUUUUAAUUCUAAAGCCCAAAUGGCAGGAAGCAGCAGCGAACCAUCAUCUUCCACCUCCCAGAAGAAAUCAUACUCAGACAUGACAUUUUCCGGCAUCGGAAACCUCAUCAAGCUCCUUCCCACCGGCACCGUCUUCGCCUUCCAGUUCCUCAACCCCGUCCUCUCCAACAACGGCCAGUGCCACACUGUCAACAAGGUCCUCACCAGCGUCUUCGUUGGCCUGUGCGGCCUCUCCUGCUUCUUCUCCUCCUUCACCGACAGCUACACCGGCAGUGACGGCGCCACCCACUACGGCAUCGCCACCAUGAAGGGCCUCUGGCCGUCACCCGACUCCGGAAAGUCCGUAGACCUGUCCCAGUACAAGCUCCAGAUGGGGGACUUCGUGCACGCCUUGUUCUCGGUGGUGGUGUUCGCGGCGUUGGCUCUUCUGGACCCCAACACGGUCGAUUGCUUCUACCCUUCCUUUGAGUCGACUCAGAAGGCUCUCAUGAUGUCCCUGCCGCCGGUGAUUGGCGUAGUUGCCAGCGCCGUGUUUGCCAUGUUCCCCAGCAGACGCCAUGGGAUAGGAUACCCUUCAAGUUCAAACCAGUCCACUUCCAACGAGUAAGGAAGAUAGUAAUAUGACAUGGGUACCUGGUAGGGUGUUACUAAACAAAAUAGUGUGUGCUACACAUAAUUUUGUCUAGUCAGACCCUAUCACGUAAGUCAUAAUGAUACAAACCCAUGUCAUCUUAACAGUUAUCUUUUUUUACUAUCUAAGUUUGUGAUCAUUAUGAGUCUUUGUAAUCAAUAACUCUACUCGUAUUGAUUAGGAGUAUAUGUAAAUUAUAAUAUAUGAAUCCUGACCUAUUUCAUAAUAUUGAUAUUUUUAGCGUAAGUGGAGCUCAUUUUAAUUGAGUGAGUCCUAUUUACACUCAAAAAAAAAAAAGUGUGAAUGUGAAGUGACGGGAUUCGUAUAUUGUAAGUUCUUCUAAAUUUCUUUAUUUUGUGUGAGUUUUUUUUCUCCAUUUUUAGUAUUCUUUUUCAAAAUUCAUGAUUGUAAUUGCUCGUUGUUAUGUGUGUGGGUGCGCAUAAGGGAUUGUUUAAUUUGUAAAUUUAACUUUUUUUAUUGUUUGAUUUAAAAAAUGUGGGGGUUGGCUGAUUAAUGUGGUGAGUUGCUAGCUGCCUCCUUUAAAUGGAAAAGAAAAUGUAAUGUUGUGAUUGUGGACUAUUCAAUAUUCUAAUAUGGAGUAUUAUUAUUAUUUUUUUAAAGUGAUACUUAAUGUAUGUGGUGGUAUGUUAUAGUAUGAGUAAUUAAAUGACAGAUUUUAAUUUGUGUAAUAAUUAUCUUAAAUUAUUAAAAAUAUCAGGUGUAUACACCGAAAUUAAUUGAUGUGAUUUUUCCAUGGGUAUAUAUUUUAAUUAAAUUAGAUAAUUUUUUUAUACAUGUCGAAAAAUUAUAUUAGAUAUGAUAUAUACAUCCUGUAUACCUAAUAUUUUAUUGAUUUCAUAACAAUAAUAUUAACUAAAUGCAAAAUAAAAUGGCCUCGCAAAAACAAAUGAAAUAAGUUAUGACUUCAAACUAAUAAUAAUUUCAUAGUUGCUAAUAGGUGUAGUAAUAAUUCUCAUGGAUGGUUUCUCUUGAUACCAUAAAUAGAGGAUUUGAUUGAUAAAUAAUGGAAUGGUGUCACUCAAAAUAAAAUAGGAUUAGAGCAUUUUUUUUUUCUUGUAAUAUGACUUUUGAUGAUUGAGUCCAUUAGAAUUUCACUACUUUAAGACUAUUCUCCAAAAUCCUUAGGGUCCGUUUGAAUAAAAAAUUUUGAUGGGAAAAAGGAACGGAAAGAAAAAUAGGUAGGAAAUUCAUUUUCUAUUAUAUUUCAUAUCUAUACUAAAUAAUACUAAAAAUAAAAAUUUACUCUAAUAUAAUUAAAAAUUAUCAAAUGUUAAUGAUUCCAAAAAUUAAAUUUUUAUUCAUUGAUUAGUAUCUUUUUUGUUUAAUUUCUUUCUUACUUUCUUUAAUAAUCAAACAUGAAAAAAUGGAUUCGUACAUAGUUUCCUUUUCCUCACAUUUUCUAAGUUUCAAAUAGGGCCUUAAAGACACUUUAUUUGUAGAGGCACGAAGAUACAAGUCUUGCUUUAAUUUGAUCUUAUCAGAAGACAUGUGGCCAACUUAAAGUACUCAUAGACGAUUUCAUGUAAAAUUAAUUUAAUACAUUAACAACAUCAUCUUAAGUAAAGUUUUCAAUCUUAUUGUCUUUAUUAGUGUUAGUUUGGAUUACUAUAUGGAAACUUCAAAUUGGCAUUUAAUUUAACAAAUAUGAUCUCUUAAUAACACUUAACACACUCUAAAUGGUCUUUUAUAUGUCCAUUUUUUUAUCCAUUUUAUUUGAUUUGUAAUCUUUGUAGACACCCCAUUUUUUUGUAGGGGCCAAAUAUAAAAAGAAUAAAUUUUAAGUAUUACACUGCUUGUACAAAUACAAUAGAGAAAAAUACAAAAAAAAAAAAAAGAAUACAUAAAGUACAAAAAAUGGAAUACAAUACAGCAGAACUGCAAGAAAUAAAUGCAAAAAAGGAGGAGAAGACAAGAGUCUUGGAACACUACUAGCACUUGCACGCUUGCACAAAGAAAAUUGGUUAAAAUUAAAUGGACAAUGGUUAAUAGAUAGUUGUGGAGAAUUAAAUACAUCACUGGGCCUAUAAAUUGAGGUUCAUAGGGAGAAACAAAAGCAUACAGAAAUAGAAGGGGUCACAACCAUAACAGUAUUGAGCAAUUCACAAGUAGAGAGAUUCUGAUAUUCAGAAGCAUACAUCAAAAGGGAAGCAUAAGAACAUCAUACAAUCGAAUGGAUUUUCAGUAAUCUGUUUAAAGACCGAAAAAGUACUAGAAGACAACAGGAAGGUAUUUUGAAUUAUUCUUAAUUAUUAUUCAUUAUUUAUUCAAUAUUCAUUCAAAAUAGGAACAAAAGCACUCUAAAAUCAAUUAGAUUUAACUCGUGGAUCCGAACGGACCUGUUGAUUUGACCCGUUGACCUGACCCAUUCACCCAGGCUCCCUAGGACCCAGGUCUACCUGGUUUUGGGUCCAUUGUCCUAGUCCACUGUUUAACAUAAAACUCAAGCCUUUUAAAAAAAAAAAAAAAAAAAAAAGA